Armigeres subalbatus is the source of this 2131-nucleotide messenger RNA. RefSeq names its product TWiK family of potassium channels protein 7. Gene Ontology annotation, molecular function: outward rectifier potassium channel activity; potassium ion leak channel activity. Bases 433 to 1674 code for a protein of 413 amino acids. The transcript is spliced from 7 exons. The record is from RefSeq and is a predicted model, not a curated record. Gene Ontology annotation, biological process: stabilization of membrane potential; potassium ion transmembrane transport. Gene Ontology annotation, cellular component: plasma membrane. NCBI's taxonomy places the organism in Eukaryota, Metazoa, Arthropoda, Insecta, Diptera, Culicidae.
CUUCGUUGGUUUCGGUUGCCCAACUAAGUAGUAUGUCGGAAAAAUCUGUGAAACCGGGCGAGGAAAACGAUUGUGAUACCUCUUGCGAAUUGAGUGAGCGUAAAAAUUCAAACGAGUUUUCACCCGCAGCGUUCUAAUCUUCAGCAUUUCUGUUUUCUCUGCUGUCGAUAUGCGGCGGUGUGCUGUUAGUCAUAUGAGCUGGAAAUGAACCAUCUGUUGAUCGUUGACCGCGGCAGCAGUCAAAAGUAUGAAGGAAAACGUGAGAAAAGCGAUGAAAAUUAAUAGCAAAAUUAAUAUGCCAUAGAGGAGCGGAUUAUACGAAGUAAUCGGUGGGCCGCCCGAAGAAAUUUAUGGCGUUCAAAUGUGAUCUAGUGUUGCAUCUUUCCAGAAAAUUUAUUGAGUUGAGUGAGAUUUGAGAAAAAAAAAUUAGCGAUGACGAAUUCCCCGGAAAACGGAACGGUCACAAGUGAUCUUAUGGAGCAUUUUAAAAAGAUUGAUGUUAAAGUCGUCGAUCAGGAGCAAGAAGCAUUUACAGUCAGGGUUGUUAAGUUUUGGAAAAGGCUGGAAAUCAAAACGGCGUUAUCUCACGUGGGCUUGUUGUUAUCGUUGGCAAUUUAUUGUGGAGUAGGAGGAGUGAUAUUCCGGGAGCUCGAAUUGCCGGCAGAAGUUGCACGUAUCAAAGGCCUGCGAGAAUCAUUGGUUGAACAACGUGAGCAUUUCAUUUAUUCCAUAGUGAACAAUACCGAUGUACGAAAUCUGGAUACAUUGUUUUCAUUAGAGUUAGAGAAGUAUGAAAAGGUAGUACAAGACGCUGCUCAGGGAGGAAUUUCCAUAGACGUGGAAAAUAAUUUUCCGGUAGGAUCAGAGAAAUGGAGCAUCCUGCAGGCCGUAUUCUUCGCAUCAACUGUCUUAACGACAAUCGGUUAUGGAAAUAUAGUGCCGGUAACGCUGUGGGGGCGAAUUUUCUGCAUACUCUUUGCACUGAUCGGUAUUCCACUGACGUUGUCGGUUAUUGCCGACUGGGGUCGACUGUUUGCGACGGCAGUUUCGAUCCUUGGGAAACACUGGAAGUCCGUUAUACCCUUCGCAAGAUUUUGUCCUGAUGUAGGGCUCAAGAUGAGUGACAAAAAAUGGCUCUACGCCGUUGGCGCUGUUUGCUUUCUGGGUGUAUACCUUGCGGCUGGAACUGGCUUACUGUUGCUGUGGGAGGAAGACUGGAACUUUUUCGAUGGAUACUAUUUCUGUUUCAUCACUAUGACUACAAUUGGAUUCGGCGAUCUUGUUCCAAGUAAACCAAAUUACAUGCUACUGUGUACCUUAUAUAUUUUAGUAGGAUUGGCCUUGACUUCUACAAUUAUUGAACUUGUGAGGAGACAGUAUGCGCAAAGCUGGCAUAAACUGCAAGCUUUAUCAGGCCCGCUUGCCGAAACGCUGCGCCGGUUGGGUGAGUCGGCGGGAACUGGAAUCGAUGUCACGGCAUUGCACAACGAUUUGAGACGGGUUCUGACCGUUGUCUCGAUGCCUCGACGCCACGGAAGCAAAAAGAAUGAUCCCAGCGAAAUGGCUGCUUUGGAAGCGAUUACCAAUGCAAUACUGCAAGAUAUUAAGGAGAAACAGGAAAGUAAGGAACCACCGAAAGUCGUUCAGAUUGUCAUCUACGAAUCGUCCGUCUAGAUUGAGUGGUGCAUCACAGCAUCGACACGUGAUUGAAAAUUUUACUACGAUGAAACCUUCGGCGCAUUUGCACGUAUGCAAAAGCUGUAGUUUGUAUUAGCGAAACCUGUUUUGGCGCGUCUUCAUAAAGCACUCUUACAAGAACGUCCAUAAAGAAUAGGAAUAAUUGUCUGUACAGGAACAUAGAUUAAAAAUUGGAGGACGGAACUCGAUGUGCAUUCUAUUAAUUAGUAGGAACGCCAUCCGACAAGCUUCACAUAAAUCUACAUGUUUUAUGUUGAUAUCAUAUCAGUAAUUUUUCAACUUCACAAUGGUUAUGAGCAGCAUAUCAACGAAGCUUAAACAGUGAAACAUCGCUUAAAAUGAAUACAGUUGAUGGGAUUUGAUUGGAAAUUCAAGGAAAAAUGUAGUUUUCAUUAGAUUAACGCAUAACAGAAUAAAAUUAGGAUACAAUGGA